AUCACUGCAAAACGCCUGAUAUGUGUGUGGCUCCGCGGAGGGCUCGUUCCGACACACCUCGCAAGUUAGUGCCAGUCCACCACCGCCGACCACUGUGCAUGUGCGAGGCCUGUGUAAACUAAGUUGUCCACCUGACCGGCACAAGGAGGAUUAAUCUUAAGGUGAACCUGAGCGGUCGUCACUCGAGGGGCUCCAUCGCACUUGGAUCAGUUCUCUGUCCCGGGUUCGGACUGCCUAGUCUAUGGCGCUGAUGGACAAACACAAACAGGUCAAGCGGCAGAGACUUGACCGCAUUUGUGAGGGUAUCCGACCCCCUAUCCUGAACGGGCCAAUGCACCCGCGGCCCCUGGUAGCCCUGCUGGAUGGACGUGACUGCACUGUGGAAAUGCCCAUCCUCAAAGAUGUGGCCACAGUGGCCUUCUGCGAUGCCCAGUCCACACAAGAGAUUCAUGAGAAGGUGCUAAAUGAGGCAGUGGCCGCUCUGCUGUACCAUACCAUCACUCUCUCCAGAGACGAUUUGGAAAAGUUUAAAGGCCUACGUGUAAUUGUCCGGAUCGGCUCAGGCUUCGACAACGUUGACAUCAAAGCAGCUGCUGAGCUAGGCAUUGCUGUCUGCAACGUGCCAGCUUCCUCAGUGGAGGAGACGGCCGACACCUCACUAUGUCUGAUCCUGAACCUGUACAGGCGAGUCACCUGGAUGCACCAGGCCCUCAGGGAGGGAACCCGGGCCUCCAGUGUGGAGCAGAUCAGGGAGGUGGCUGGUGGAGCUGCUCGUAUCCGGGGAGAAACAUUGGGCAUUAUUGGCUUGGGGCGUGUUGGCCAAGCAGUGGCUCUGCGGGCCAAGGCCUUUGGCUUUGGCGUGAUAUUCUAUGACCCCUACCUGCCUGAUGGCGUGGAGCGUUCACUAGGCCUGCAACGCAUGGCCACCCUGCAGGACCUGCUCAUCCACUCGGACUGUGUCUCUCUGCACUGCAGCCUCAACGAGCACAACCACCACCUCAUUAAUGACUUCACCAUCAAACAGAUGCGUCAGGGAGCCUUCUUGGUGAACACGUCCAGAGGCGGCCUGGUUGACGAGAAAGCACUGACGCAGGCCCUGAAGGAGGGCCGGAUACGAGGGGCCGCUCUGGAUGUCCACGAGACAGAACCAUUCAGUUUUUCAACAGGGCCUCUGAAGGAUGCUCCCAACCUGAUCUGUACUCCACACACAUCCUGGUACAGCGAGCAGGCCUCGGUGGAGGCUCGCGAGGAGGCAGCCAGGGAAGUGCGGCGCGCCAUCACUGGGCGCAUCCCUGACAGUCUGAAGAACUGUGUGAAUAAGGAAUACCUGAUGGCCGCCUCUCAGUCUCAGUGGCCCAACAUGGAGGCAGCCACUGUCCACCCAGAGCUUAAUGGAGCCACUUACAGAUUUCCUCCAGGUCUGAUCAAUGUUGCAGCAGCAGGGGGUCUCCCGGGGGCGGGCACAGGGGUUGAGAGCCUGGUGACAGGAACCCUGCAGCAUGGCAUCGCCCCUGUUUCUCACCCUCCUCAUGCCCCCUCCCCAGGGCAGCCUACCAAGGCUGAAGCCGACAGAGACAUCCCCUCUGACCAAUAGCCCCUCCUGCCACCGCCAGCACAUUCCGUCACCUCUGGAACCCCACCCCCCCC
Limanda limanda (common dab) is the source of this 1647-nucleotide messenger RNA. It is a transcript of the gene ctbp1, whose product is annotated as C-terminal binding protein 1. The coding region runs from base 242 to 1594 and encodes 450 amino acids. Gene Ontology annotation, molecular function: oxidoreductase activity, acting on the CH-OH group of donors, NAD or NADP as acceptor; transcription corepressor activity; NAD binding. Lineage: Eukaryota; Metazoa; Chordata; Actinopteri; Pleuronectiformes; Pleuronectidae. The transcript is spliced from 11 exons. The record is from RefSeq and is a predicted model, not a curated record.